Molecule: messenger RNA, 1836 nt
Organism: Erigeron canadensis
Lineage: Eukaryota; Viridiplantae; Streptophyta; Magnoliopsida; Asterales; Asteraceae
Product: probable CoA ligase CCL9
Exons: 4
Coding region: 115-1680 (521 amino acids)
Biological process (GO): fatty acid metabolic process
Molecular function (GO): medium-chain fatty acid-CoA ligase activity
Source: RefSeq, a predicted model, not a curated record
AUCCCAUCAUCAUUCAUUCCAUUUUUCCUAACAAUUUCAUUUUUCUCCCAUACACUUUCAUUAUUUUCAUUUCCAUCUCGUAUCUUAUACGCACAAUCAAUUAAAAAAAAAAAUAUGGAAACAUUAACCGGAUUACUUAAGCACAUCGCCGUCAAAUUCCCUGAUCGCCGCGCCGUCUCCGUUUCCGGCAAAUUCGAUAUCACUCAUUCUCGUCUCAAUGAACUAAUCGAUCACGCCGCUUCUUCACUUGUCUCUGCCGGUGUCAAACCAAACGACGUCGUUGCACUCACCUUCCCUAACACCAUUGAGUACUUGAUCAUGUUUUUGGCGGUUAUUCGUGUCCGAGCGACAGCCGCGCCGCUUAAUCAAGCAUACACGGUCGACGAGUUUGAGUUUUAUUUAUCGGAUUCCGAGUCCAAGCUUUUGCUCACAGCAAAAGAAGGAAACGAGGCGGCCGAGUCAGCCGCCUCAAAAAUCGGAAUCCGUCACGUCACGGCGUCGUUACAGGACGCCGCGUCUCGCGUUCUCCUUUCCACGGAUUCCGAACUUACAAGUUCUGAACCAGUGGAAAAUAUCGUGAACGAUCCGUCUGACGUGGCGCUUUUCUUACACACGUCAGGGACCACCAGCCGACCAAAAGGCGUGCCCCUGACUCAACGUAAUUUGUAUUCAUCGGUUAAUAAUAUUAAAUCGGUUUACAAACUCACUGAGUUUGACUCGACCGUUAUAGUCCUUCCUUUGUUUCAUGUCCACGGUUUAUUAGCCGGGUUGCUGAGUUCGCUCGGUGCGGGAGCGGCUGUCACGCUCCCGGCUGCCGGGCGUUUCUCCGCAACCACUUUUUGGUUAGACAUGAUUAAAUAUAAUGCCACGUGGUACACCGCGGUACCAACUAUUCACCAAAUCAUACUAGACCGUCAUUUAGCCAAACCCGAACCAGUGUACCCGAAGCUCCGGUUUAUCCGGAGUUGUAGUGCAUCCCUCGCGCCGAGCAUUUUGGCUCGGCUUGAGGAGGCGUUUGGCGCUCCAGUCUUGGAAGCGUAUGCCAUGACCGAAGCUACUCAUUUGAUGUGUUCCAACCCGUUGCCCGAAGAUGGCCCACACAUCCCUGGGUCGGUUGGGAAACCCGUGGGUCAAGAAAUGGCGAUUUUGGACGAAAGUGGUGUGGAGCAAAAGGCUGGCGCAAAUGGUGAAGUUUGUAUUCGGGGCCCUAAUGUUACGAGUGGGUAUAAGAAUAACCCGGAAGCAAAUAAAGCCGCGUUUUUAUUCGGGUGGUUUCAUACGGGUGACAUUGGGUUUUUUGACUCAGAUGGAUACUUGCAUCUUGUUGGCCGGAUUAAGGAGUUGAUCAACCGUGGAGGAGAGAAAAUAUCGCCAAUUGAGGUCGAUGCUGUCCUUUUGUCACACCCAGAUGUUGCCCAAGCUGUUUGCUUUGGUGUGCCCGAUGAGAAAUAUGGCGAAGAGAUAAACUGUGCUGUCAUACCCAGAGAAGGAUCAAACCUUGAUGAGGAAGAAGUCUCGAGAUUCUGCAAGAAGAAUCUUGCUGCAUUCAAGGUUCCUAAGAAGGUGUUCAUCACGGAUUCUGUUCCAAAAACCGCAACAGGGAAGAUCCAAAGGAGGAUUGUAGCAGAACACUUCCUUACUCGUAUCUCCACCGCUAAAGUCCCCAAGUUUGGAGCUUAGAUAGGGCAAAAAAUAUCAAGAAAAAAGUUAGAUGUGUAGUACUUUAUUGUUUGGUCAAUUGGGUAUCAUUCUUUCAAUAUGUUAUUUCAACUUAAGAGUUCUAGUUAUGUAUGAGUACUUGUUCUAUAAAGAGAAAACUAUAGCUUUUGUCAUGAA